AGCUGGGGAUGAUCACAUAUGUGCACUGCCUCUCCUCGGGGCCGGCGGUCAGCUGCUGGCACAGGGCCUGCUAUGAGGACCCCCCUGGCAAGCGCCAAGCUCCGUUGUCCUUCCAGCCCGCCAACGAGAUGGGGAACCGCCUCCAGUCGGAGGCCUUCCCCGCCGCUCGGCCGCCCGGGAGCGAAGGCUGCCUCCGCAAACGUCUGCUCUCCGUGUCCAAGGUCCACCAGAAACGGGACUCUCUCUGGACACCCAAACCUCUGCUUGGAACCCUCGCUAAAAGCCCGUCAGAGAAGACGCAGACCUUCCACGAUGAUAAAGCCGUGUCCAGCCUGGACGAGGAGAGCAAGUGGACGGUCCACUACACGGCGCCGUGGCACCAGCAGGAGAACGUCUUCCUGCCGGGCAGCAGGCCGCCCUGCGUGGAGGACCUCCACCGGCAGGCCAAAGUCAACCUGAAGAGCGCCCUGCGAGAAUGUGACAAGUUGAGAAAAGACGGCUUCCGCAGCUCGCAGUACUACUCGCAGGGGCCCGUCUUCUCCGACACGCCGCAGUCAGGCAGCAGCCUGCACGACGACGACGACGACGACGGCGAGAAAAAGUCGCUGGCGUCGGCGGCGGCGGAGGCGGAGGACGAUCCGUCCCGGCCGUCGGCGAGGCCGCAGACGCCCGCCGACGAGACGCCCGGCGACGAGGCCGACGUGACCGGAGGCCCCGCGCUGCCCACCCCGGAGGAGAGGAUGAGGCGGACGGCGCAGUCCGUGCCCACCGACAUCGUCGCCAUCAACGUCACGGGCGCCGUGUUUGACCGGCAGGCGAGCGUCCGGCGCUCCCUGGUUAACGCGGACGCGGUUUCCCGCCGGCCCAAGAAGGUCAAACGCAGAAAGACUAUAUCGGGGCUGCCCGACGACGUCGACCUGGAGCUAGCCUCGCAAGGACGCGGCGGAGAGCUGCGACCGCAUUCCAUGUUCGUCCCGGGACAGUACUCCACGCUGGGCCGGGCGGGGAGCGUCAACUCCGCGCUCCGGCGCUCCCGCACUCGAGAUUCCGGCUGCCAGACGGAGGAAGUGAAGAUCGUCCCGCCGUCCGUGAGGAGAAUCCGCGCUCAGAGAGGACAGGGAAUCGCGGCCCAGAUGGCCGGCAUUUCCGCUUCCUCCUCCACCGGAAGUUUAUCCGUCUGCGGCGGCGACCGUCAGCGUAUCGGGGACCCGUCGCGAUUCAACAGUCUGCCGCGCCAAGGCGCCAGGGUGUCCCUCAGCACGGACCCCAUCUGCAGCAGCACUCCCAUCAAGUCGGAAGUCGAGUCGGGAGACCGCGGCGCCCCGCAGAGGCAGAUCGGAAAGCUCCAGGCCGACGACACGGCGGUGCACAUGAGGAACGCUCCGAGGACGGGCACCGUGCCCAGGCCCAGGUCUCAGGAGGUGAGGCGGACGCGGUCCAGCGAGUGGGGCGGCGGUCCGGCCCGCGUGGUGUCGCCGCACGCCGCCUAUUCCACGUCGCUCAUCCCCAACGCCACGCUGUCCGGUUCUUCCGAAAUCGUCGCUCUCGGCGCCUCGGGGCAGCGUUCCCGCUCGCCGACCUCCGCCCACGCGAGGGCUCGGCCUCUCGGUCCGGCCCCCUACGAAGACCGCAGGGCCCCCGGCCCGGCCGCUUUCACCCGCAGCGCCGCCUGUCCGGAGCCCGCCGGCGAGUCGGGGUGCACCUCGGCGGAGGAGCGGUGGAUCUACGACACGCCGGAAAACCUGCCGGUCCCGCGCCGCACUCUGACCUCCAGCUACUCCACGCCCAUCAACCAGCUGUACACCAGCCUGGAGGCGUCAUCCAGGACCACCACCGAUUCCGGCUCGCUCUAUUCCCAGGACAACGACGGCUAUUACACCUCUAUGCACCUGGACUCGGGCCUGCGGUCACACGGCCACGGCAGCGGGCACGGGGCGGCGGCCGCACGGGCGACCAGACACAGCAUGUACGAGUGCCGCGAGACGGCCGGUCAGGACGAGUACGGGAGCUCGUACGCCGAUCGCUCUCUGUCCCGCAGCGUUUCCCUGCGUAAGUCCAAGAAGCCCCCGCUGCCCCCGACCCGCACGGACUCCCUACGGAGGAAGCCCGGUCCCAAGAAGCCCAUCGGAGGGGUUGGCGUCAUCGGCGGCGCGGGCGAGGCAAACAACGGCACGCUGAACGAGAGCCUGAUCGCCACCCUGCAGCAGAGCCUCCAGCUGGGGCUGAAGCCCGGCAAAGGCCAGGGCGCCUCUCCGUCGUCGCCCUCCCACAGUCCCAGCAGCGACUACGAAGACCCUUGGGUGCUGCGUCCGCGGAGUCAGAGCAGCGUCAGCGCCGGGAGCUCGGCGACGUCGCUAGCCGCCGGCGCCAACGGCGUGUCCGACGCCUACUCGCUCUGCCACGUGACCCCCGCGAACAGCGACACCAGCAGCUUGCGAUCCGACUACGCCGACUCUUGGGGCUUCUACGUGGAGUACCCUCGUAACCACGGCGACCAGAGCGCUCCGACCCCCGCGGCUCAAACCGCGGACGGCUUGUCGACCGGACCUCGACCGGGAGAGCGGCAGAGCGGAAGCGACGUGCACGGUGACGACCGGGAUCCGGGCGCUCCGGUACAGGAGGAAAGCGCGGCGGCAAAAGCCAAAACGUCCUCCCCGGAGCGAGUGCACAGACUGACUUCGCCCUCCAGCGGCUACUCGAGCCAGUCCAACACCCCCACCGCCGGAACGCCGGUCCCCAACGGGAUCAGGUCCGCGUCUCCUUCGGGCAGCCGCCCCAGACCCAAAGUCCCGGAGAGGAAGUCCUCUUUGCACUCGUCCGUGUCCAUGUCCUCGUCCUCCACCUCCCUCUCCUCCAACACCUCAGACUCGCUCAAGAGCUCCGGGCCGCCCGCGCCGCCGCCCCUCCCCCCGUCCUCGUCCUCGGCUCCGACACCGCCGUCGGCUCCCGCUCAGCCGCCGAGCCCGCCGCAAACGCGUAGCCCGCCCCCGGGGUGCUCCACCUCCCCGGAGUUCCCGCCGCCGCCUUCGCCGGAAACGCUGUUCCGCCCCGACGCGUCCCCCGACGGCGGCUUUAGUCCGCCGCCCCCCCCGCUGCCUUCUUUCGUCUCGUUCUCUUCCUCCCCGUCCCCCGUCACGACGGCGCCCGCGGUACCGAACGGUCCCGCAAAGUCGCCCGAGCCCCUCGUCACGCCGUCAGCCCUGCGGAGCGUCCAGCUGCGCUCGGUCCGACGGACGGAGGAGACCGAGACCCGCUCGGACUCGGAGAAGUCUCGUUCCCAGGAGCGACCCGCCAGCGAGCUGCCGGGGGAGUUGUCGUUGGAGGGCAGCAUUGCGCGCGACGCCCCCGAUCGUCUCGUUAUCGACGGGAAACCCGAGGGGCGGAUCUGCCUUCUUCCCGACGAAAUAGAAGAGAGGCAGAAAGCGUUGCCGGGCGACGGGAGCCCCCCCGUCAAACAGAAGCCCCCCGUCGUCGCCAAGAAACCCAAAUUCUCUUUUGUCCUGCCGCUGAGCCCUCGGCCGGUCCGGGCGUUCCGGUCUCCGUGCGACGACACGGACGCAGCGUCACAAUCGCGAGAACACGAACGAGACGAGACCGAAGAGGAGACGCGGGAGCACCGGGGAGAAAGUUGUGAGACGACGGCAGAAAUCCCGGAUGAGUCUCACACGCCCACCGGCUCGGACCGGGAACCCUUGCGGAACGGAGAUGCCCGCGAGGACGAGGACGGCGCGAGCAGCACGGCGGGCUCCGUCAGCUCCAAGGAGGACGACGCAGGUGACGUGUUCGACCCCAACGCGGACGAGUCGCCCCCCGCGCCGUCGCUCAACGGGACCCCGGAGACGGGCGGCAUGGUCACCCCGACUCCCGCCGCCGCCCGGACCACCGAGGACCUCUUUGCCGCCAUACACAGGGACAAAAUGUCUUGUUUGAGGUGAAAAAAAAUCUGCCAACGGAACUCGUAUGAAUUGACUUGGCAAGACUCUUAGAAGAAGAAAAUGCUGAAAAUGGAGGAAAAAAGUCCAAACAUUCUUCAAAUCAGUGCAAGUUAAGAUUUGCAUUUUGGCAUUCUGAACAGGAUGAGCAGUUUUGGAAAUGGCUGGCCGGAUUAUGGAGGAAUGUUUUUCAAUGUUGUACCGUGCUGCAUUGAGAUAUGAGUUUCAUUGUUCCGUGAGCACCCUUGUAACUCGAGUAUCUCAAAUCAUCGAAAUGACUGAAAACGCAAUUAGCAUCCCCGAAAGAACAACCAAAGUGUUUGUUAAUCAGGGAAAUAGCACUCGAUAAUAUUGUACUUUAUAAACAUAAACAUUUAGUCGUAACGUAAUUCAAUAGCAAAUAAAGAAUCUCCUUCUGGUGUGUGCAACUUGGCCACCGGGGGCAGUAUAAUACAGUCACGCAGCAAACGCUGAAGAGUUGCACUCAACUAGCUUGCGUGUUUGUUUUAAAGACACAAAGCGUGAUUCUCUCGGUUGUAGCUGAACUACUGUUGGGUUCGUACGGAGUGUAUCCAGCUCACCGUCUCAUCGCUGACGCCGCGUUUGCUGCACUGCCGUCGUGCGCUCCAUUUUGUAUCCCUCGCGAUUGAUCUUUCAUCAAUUCCGCCAUCAAUCUCUGCAAAAGUCGCCGCGUUGCCCUGCCUGGCAUCCUCGGGCACGCUCGUCGUUCAUCCCGAGCCGCCUCCUUCUUCCUUUUCUCCUCACCGUGCUAAUUUACGACUGAAAGCGUUCGUUUCCCGGGCCCGAAGAUGACUGCAGUUUCAUCCAUUUUUAAGCAAUUCGACACCCGGCGGCCUUCAUCUGGGUUACAGGCCGCAAGAGAGAGCGAAAGCAGCUUGUGUGCAUUCUCUCUCUCUCUCUCUCUCUCUGACAUACAUUGUGUACGCUCUUCAGAGGGAGGAGGGGGGGGAGGGGGGGCCGGGGGCGGGGCACAUAAAUUUGUCAUGCGGCGUGCCACUUUCUUUUUCACGCUCACGUGUCCGCCCGCAAGUUGACUUGCGCGGGGUUUCAUUGCAGGGAAUUUGUGCUCAGGAUGCGCGCACACUUUGCGAGAUCUCCGUUGCCGUUUUAACCGAACGGAACUGACACAGCGGCGCCUUGAGACACGAGCGACCCCGCUUACAUCUUUUUGGAGAUACAAUCCAUCGUUUGUCCGUUUUUUUUUUGUUCGUUUUAUUGCUUUGACUUGAGAGCAAAUAUUUGAGAUAGGUCGAGAACAACCAAAAGUGUGCGGCGCGAAGUAAACAAAUCUUCCCAAAAAGAAAAUUCAGGCUGUUGAACGGCACAAAGUACUGUCGAACUAAACGUCAAAAAAAGAGAAGCACAUAACUUUGCAUGAGGUCUGUUAGCUUAAUGCUAACAUGUAAUGGGAAAUGCCAUGGAUGGGCUACCGAGUAGCAUCUACGUGGCAUUGUUACUACACUUUAAGGUGUACUCACGGAACAAUGUGAACUCCUAUCUCAAGGCACCGCUGUAGUCACAUGACAGAUUAGAGCACAGGUGUGAAACUCAAGGCGUGCGGGCCAGAUCUGGCCAGCCAUAGCAUUUCAUGUGCCCUGCGUGUGCAAAUCUCGAAUUGUCUUCACUUUUAAUAACGUAAAAAGAAAUUGCAAGCAUUUUAAAAUUAGAAAGUUCGGAGCGGUACGGGCAGGCGGAUGCGUUUAGCGUUCCGACCGUUUGCAAAUGUACGAAAACCAAGCGGAUGGACAAGAAAAAAAAAAAUGUACACUUUAUAUGUAACAAUAUGACGAUGCAAUUAUACAAUCAUACCUUUCAACAGUCAUCUGAAGGAAACCAUAACGGCAACGUGGCGCGCGGCAAAAGAGAGUUUGACGCCGCUGGAUUCAGCGGUGGAUGAAAUGACAUGCAAUGACAGAUUACAGUAACAACGAGGGAAUGAAAUUACAUCACGUCAGAUUAUGCUAAUAGCCAGUGAACGCAACACGAUUCCAUCUUGUUUGGAGGGAGAUGGAGUCGAGCCUUAGAGGAGGACAUUUGGAAAAGUAGCGAUGCUAUCCUUUUGCGCCCACCAGCCUUUAGCCCCUCGAGCGUGCGGCGUUCAGGUGUGCGAGCGGCGUGCUUGCGUAAGGCCGGCGAGGAGUACUGCCAGCCCGGCGUGAGGGCAAAUGUAGGCCACCGGCGCAUUUUGCACUUUGGAAAACAGUCCUCAUACGUGCACGCGUGUCCUUCAGCUGCUAGACGAGAACGGCUCCCUCGCUCGCUCGCUCGCUCUCCGGAGAUCUAAUCUGAGGAUUAGGGAUUUUGUCUCACUGCGGCCUUCGUUCCUCCCUUUAGCGGCACAAUCUGCAUUUGUUGCGCCGCCGAGGGGGCGGGCAAAACCUUUAUGCUCAGUGGACACCUGACAUUUUCAAAACGAUUGGACAAGGUCACGCAUACAAGAGGGAGGAAUCAAUAACGUUAACGUUAUUCAUAUGUAUUAUAAUGAGUCACCAUUUUUUAUAAUAUUUUCAAAAUUUUAAAUUUGUUUAUUUGACCAAUGUUUUAUUUCAUCAUUUACAAAAAAAUCAAUGUAACAAUUAUUUAAUAAAAUAAAAUGUUUUACUAUUAUUUUUAGUAUCUUAUUUACAAUGAAUAAGUUAAUUAAUUAAAAGAAUCAAAAAUGUUUAAUGCAUGACUGUGUAUUUGAAAUAUUUUUUUUACUAUUAUUUCUAUUUUAUUUACAAUAAAUGAAUAAUUUAAUCAAAUGAUAAAAAUGUUAAAUGUAUCUUAUUUUGGAAAUGAUUUUACUAAUAUUUUUGUUACUGUGUGGUAAAUUAAUGAACAAGGCAUUUUAUACAUUUUAACUGUACUAUGUAAAUUGUUUGUAAUAUUUAUUUUAAUAGUUACAAUCAAUUAACCAAUUAUUUAAUCAAAUAUAUAUUAACGAUGUAGCUGUAUAUGUCAAAUGGUAUACGUUUCUAUUUUUGAAUUUUAAUAUAUGCAAUGUACAUGUGUAAUGGAACUAUUUAACCAACCAUUUAAUAAAUUGUAUUCUUUUUAAAUCUAUGUAUAUAUAAAAUGAUUUUACCAUUUUUUUAAAUGAUUACUACCAAUACAUUAACCGUCCAUUUAAAAAAAAUAAAAGAAAAGUUAAAUAUAUAUGUACAUUUGGUUUAUUUUACAAUUUUUUGUAUAUAUUAUUUGCAAUAAAUGUAUUCACCAACCAUUUAUACAAUAGAUAAAAAUAUGUUUAUGUGAAAUGGUUUAUUUGACCAAUAUUUUAAUGUAUUAUUUACAAUAAACUAAUCAAGCAAAAAUGAAAUAUAAUGUUGUUUUUAAUCAAUUCACCGUAUAUGUAAAAGAGUUUCUUUUGAAUUUGACCACCUCUGUCUCGCCUUUCCCCUCUCAAGACGGCGCUUGUAAUUAGUCGUCCACGAGGACGCGGCGUCCGCCGGCGCCGCCUCCGGAUUGGCGUCCCCGGGACCCGCUGACAUUAAUAAGGCCGAUUGGCCGCGAGCGCUUAAUCCCGCGUUCGCCGCUCGGCGCCGCCACAUUCCAGCGCCGCACGUCGGCCGACGUGAUUGCCGUGUAAUCUUUUUGGGGGGGAAAGCCGCCAGAGCGGCAGGCCUCCGCCAAGGCGGCGGCGCCGGAUCGCGGUAGCGCAUUACUCCAAGUAGGUCGGCCUCGCGCGGCUCACCAAAGCAACGGAACGGCAAUCCGCUUUAGGAAAUUGAGCGCGUGAUCAGAUCGUGUCUUCGCUGGAGCCAAUUCUCAUUCGCGGAGGAACGGCAAACAAUUGUACGUUUGUGAUGACGAGGUGGACGACUGACUUGAUUUGUAGUCCGUGUGUGAAACAGCAUGUGGCUCAAUGUUAUCUUUCUAGCCCUGAUUCCAAGUAGCGAAACCUUUUUGUGUGUUUGUAAUCACGAGGGGGCUCGACGACGCUGCCGUGCACCAGCGGCUCUUUCCCUACUCCGUCUAUCCAAACCACCUGUGGCCAUAUUCGACGAGAUAACCACAAUAACUUUACCUUAGAUGUGCAAUUGUGUGGUUGCAUUGUCCAAUAGGCACAUUGCACAUUAAGUGUGGAAUGAUGCCAAACUUUGGACAUUCUGAUUUGAAGGGGUCUUUCGUCCAACCGCUAUUUGCGGACUGGUUCCUAUCGCCCGUGAAUCGCGGGGGUCCGCUGUACAAUGGAAAAAUCUGCGACUCACUCAACCCUCAAAAAGUGAACCACGAUACAUAGCGAAGAAUGACUAACUGUAAUCUGAUUAUCGCUUUGGAAAUAGUAAAGCUAUAGAUUACUUUUUACUGAAAAAAGUGGUCAUAACUGCCAGCAGGCUAACCUUAUUUUCGUGUCACCGACGCGCUCGAGUCCGCUGUGUUCGCUGUCCGCAGGUCCAAGCGGAAGGUCCUGGGUCGCAAAGAAUCUGAGGAGGACAAGCCGGGGA
This is a messenger RNA of Phycodurus eques (leafy seadragon), 8383 nucleotides long. RefSeq names its product NHS-like 1b (gene nhsl1b). The coding region runs from base 9 to 3935 and encodes 1308 amino acids. The transcript is spliced from 8 exons. NCBI's taxonomy places the organism in Eukaryota, Metazoa, Chordata, Actinopteri, Syngnathiformes, Syngnathidae. The record is from RefSeq and is a predicted model, not a curated record. Gene Ontology annotation, biological process: cell differentiation.